AAAUAGAGGAAAAAAAUUAAAUCACUCCUAAGCAGGGGAAAAAAAAAAAAAAAAACAAAGGAAAAAGAAGAAGAAGAAGGCUCUGGCGGACGCGCAGCAACAGAAGGGUAGCCGCCGGAGUUCUGUGUGAUAUUGCCGGAGAAUUCUGGUUGGUUUGCGAUCGAGUACGCAGUUGGAAAAUGGUGAAUUCCAUGGUGGAACGGGCGACGAGCGACAUGCUUAUCGGGCCUGAUUGGGCCAUGAACAUCGAGAUCUGUGAUAUGCUCAAUCACGAUCCUGCACAAGCAAAGGAUGUUGUUAAGGGCAUAAAAAAGCGCCUUGGAAGUAAGAAUCCAAAAGUUCAGCUUCUAGCCUUAACAUUAUUGGAGACGAUCAUCAAGAAUUGUGGGGACAUUGUCCACAUGCAUGUAGCAGAGAAAGAUGUUCUUCAUGAGAUGGUGAGAAUAGUUAAAAAGAAGCCCGACUUUCAUGUCAAAGAGAAGAUAUUGAUUCUAAUUGAUACUUGGCAAGAAGCUUUUGGAGGACCAAGGGCAAGAUAUCCACAGUACUAUACUGCUUACCAGGAGUUGCUGCGUGCUGGGGCUGUAUUUCCCCAGAGAUCUGAGAGGUCUGCACCUGUAUUUACUCCUCCACAGACGCAGCCUUUAGCAUCCUAUCCUCCAAAUUUGCAUAAUUCAGAUUAUCAGCAAGAAGCAGCUGAGUCUUCUGCAGUAUCUGAGUUUCCAACAUUGAGCUUGACAGAGAUUCAAAAUGCAAGAGGUAUUAUGGAUGUCCUUGCAGAAAUGCUGAAUGCAUUGGAUCCAGGGAAUAAAGAGGGGGUUAGACAGGAAGUUAUUGUUGAUUUGGUGGAACAGUGCCGUACAUACAAGCAAAGAGUGGUGCACCUUGUUAACUCAACUUCGGAUGAAUCGCUCUUGUGCCAAGGACUAGCAUUAAAUGAUGACUUGCAGCGUUUACUAGCUAAGCAUGAAGCAAUUGCUUCAGGAACUUCUAUUCCAUUGGAGAAACCAAAGCCUGAAUCUGUUCGGGCACUUGUGGAUGUCUCUGCCCCUCUAGUUGGAGAUAGCAGCAAGAGGCCUGAUGGCAGUUCCACCUCAGGUUCCAGUGCAGGGACACAGCCGCUUCAGUUAGCACUUCCUGCACCUCUUUCAACUAAUGGCCCUGUCACUCCUACAAAGGUUGAUCCCAAAAUGGAUUUGUUAAGUGGCGAUGAUUAUAAUUCACCAACAGUAGAGAAUACUUUGGCUCUUGUUCCCAUAGGCGAAUCACAGCCAAAGAGUCCUUUAUCUCAGCAGAACGCCCUUGUUCUUUUCGACAUGUUCUCUGAUAGCAACAGUACUCCAAAUUCAUCAAAUACUCAGCCUGCCAAUCCAUCUGGGCAAACAUUUCCUUCGACCUCACAAUUCCAACCACAGCAGAACCUUCAAUCUCCUCAACCAACAUUUUACCCAAAUGGAAGUGCCUCAAACAUGGCAUUGCCUCAAUAUGAUCAGUCACUGUAUCCACAAGGCACCAACCAAGCCUGGAAUGGCCAGAUUGCCCACCAGCAGCAACCGCCAUCACCUGCCUAUGGUGCUCAGAACAGUGGAUCACUGCCACCACCCCCCUGGGAAGCUCAGCCAUUGGAUGGUAGCCAACUAGCAGGCACUCAACUUCCUCCUCCAAUGCAAGUUACCCCGGCAGUAAUCACACACUCGCAGCCAGUGCAGAGUGGUAUGCCUCCUCAAGGUCCUCAGCCAAUGGGUAAUGAUCAGAUGGCAGGUAUGUAUAUUCCACCAUACACUGGUGGCCAUCUGCCAAUGAUGAGUAACCAGAGUAAUCAAUUCGGAGGUUUUCAUCCUCAACUUAUUCAGGGAGGGCAAUUGAUGGGUAUGCUUCCACAGCCUGUACAAGCUAGCCCAAUGGUUUCCAUGUAUCCUCAACAAAUGUACAGCAGUCAGAUGGCAGGCUAUGGUUAUGGUCCACAAGAGGCUCAGUUUAUCGAGCAGAGAAUGUAUGGGCUUUCUGUGAGAGAUGACAGUGCUUUGAGGAACUCUUCCUAUCAACAUGUUUCCUCUUCAUCCUAUGGACUGCCCAGCAAGCCUUCAAAGCCAGAGGAUAAGCUAUUUGGAGACCUUGUUGACAUGGCAAAACUGAAGGGAGGGAAAUCUGCUCCUGGCAGAGCAGGGAGCAUGUGAAAUAAUUUCUUUUGCAGUUUUUUCCUUGUUUUUUGUUUGCCAACUUCAUUUCUUAAAAAUACAUAUAUUUUUUCCCCCAAAAUUCCAUUUAUUAUAUAUAUUUCUCUUGGUGCUCCCAGUUUGUAUUGCUUGCCUGGUCUUGGAAUCAUGUACAUUCCUUGUAGAGAAAAAAGGAAAAAUUGUGAAGACUUUCAUAUUUUCUGGGUUAGGUUUGAAUAUAUGUGAUUUGGAUUUUUAUUUAACUGGAAA
Molecule: messenger RNA, 2426 nt
Organism: Malania oleifera
Lineage: Eukaryota; Viridiplantae; Streptophyta; Magnoliopsida; Santalales; Ximeniaceae
Product: TOM1-like protein 9
Exons: 10
Coding region: 180-2177 (665 amino acids)
Biological process (GO): protein transport to vacuole involved in ubiquitin-dependent protein catabolic process via the multivesicular body sorting pathway
Molecular function (GO): phosphatidylinositol binding; ubiquitin binding
Source: RefSeq, a predicted model, not a curated record